This is a messenger RNA of Eurypyga helias (sunbittern), 1485 nucleotides long. It is a transcript of the gene BCAS1, whose product is annotated as breast carcinoma amplified sequence 1. The annotation marks the transcript as partial. Gene Ontology annotation, biological process: myelination. The transcript has 10 exons. The record is from RefSeq and is a predicted model, not a curated record. Lineage: Eukaryota; Metazoa; Chordata; Aves; Eurypygiformes; Eurypygidae.
AUGGGGAAUACAAUGAGCCUCCCUGAGGAAGCUGAAGAAGACAAUACAUGCACAGUCAAGAGUUAUCAGCCUCUAUCUGAAUCACCUGACAAUAUUAAAAAUGGAUCUGUUGCAUUUGUUCAGAAUCAUUCUCCUGCAAUGAAUGGUGAAGUGGAUGCAAAGGCAAGUGUUGCACGGGAUAAUGUGGCCGUUUCUUCCCCGAAGACAAUGGAGCAGAGCCCCGUUCCCGAGGCGGGCGGGCCGAGUCUCGGGAGCGCUGCCAGCAGAGCCCUGCCAUCUGCUAAAUCCCGCUCUGUCUUCGCGUUCUCAUGGUCUGUACCAGGGCGUACUGAAGAUCCAGCUACGGAUUCAUCCGUUGGAUCGGCAAAACUUGAUGUCAGCUCGGAGGCGCGCGGAGUGAACAAAGCGCCAAGUGACAGCGUGGAGGUUCCUGCAGCAGCUGCACGGGAGGAAGGCGCACAUAAAAACCUGACCUGUGCCCCGCCAGCAGCAUCGCUUCGGGACGACGAUCUCGUGGCAUCAGUGACACCUGAGGGAGAGGAUGCGGCCUCCUCAAAGCCCAGACAACUAACCUUCUUUGACAGGAUCUUCAAACUGGAGAAGGGGAAGGAAAGGAGUAAAACACAAAUUGGUACCCAGGAGGACAGGCAGACUUCAGACCUCCCCGACGGGCACAUCACGGCGGAAGAGGCUGCCACGUUACGGAGCACAUCAAACAGUAUAUUGCUGCCAAAAGAGAUAGAUGACUGCAACCGAAAAGACCUACAGCAGGACUCAGCAGGUGUCAACGGUCUCACUGCUGAGCAGCCUGAGAAGCCAGAGGUAAAACAAGACAACCCCCAAGCAGCUGCUGCAGUAGAUAACUCCGUCAUGAGUUUCCUUAAAACACUGGUCUCCUCAAGCAAAGGUGAAGCCAAAAGUGAUUCUGAAGACAAGGGAUCGAAAGCAGAAAAAGGCCAUGGUGGGCAACCUGCUCUGAAGACAGCUGCAGAACCCCAAACUAAAGGAGGCAAGAAAAAGAAGGCAGAGAGUCCGAAGCUAGGACACAGUACUUUUAGCAAACUCUUUAGGCAUAAGGCUGCGAAAGACACCCAACAGACAUCUAAUACCAAAAGCACUGAACAGCUGCCUGUUACCUCUGUCAAACCAGACAAAAAUGUCCCUUCCUCUCAAGAGCCGCAGACAACUAAGCAGAACACGAAAGCCCCCGAGCCUGCAGCCCAACAACAGGCACUGGCCUCCGAAGCCCCCAAGGAGGUGACAAAGGAGAAAGCAACAUCCACUCCUAUGCCACUGAGCAAACUCUUUUGGAAAAAGAACACACUGGAAGAAGCAGAGAUCGUAAGCAAUGAAAAGGCUGACAGGCCUUUAGAAGCCGUGGCUCCUGACAAAGAUGAGGGUAAAAGCCCAGAACCUGCAGAAGUGAAGCCUAGAAGAGAAGAAAGUAAAACUCCCAAAGCAAACCUGAGGAAGUUUUUUAAGCUG